GACACUUCCGGUGAUUUUACGGCAGCCUGCUGGUCUCCUUCCUUCCACGAACAGAGGUGUCAGCUGGCUGAGAGAGACAUGUACACACAGCAAAUAAAACAGACAAGCGACCGUCGAAAUAAACUCUAGCAGGAACACGCGGCUACGCGACGCAGUAAAUGCGGAAGAGUGAACGCGCCAUGUGGGUGAGCAGAAAUGUGUUGACUAGCCUGAUAACAGCAACUACAGCACUGCAAUAAACAAAAACUCGUUGCGGCUACAAGUUGCUGGUUUAACAGAUGUUUGGAGUUGUUUUGCACUUAUUUGAACGCAAACUCGACACUCAAGUGUUUGCUUCUUCAAUGAGGAAGUAGGGUUUUCCAGCACUCUGUGACUGAAGAAAUUAUUAUAGCCCUUUUUGCGCGUUGCUCUUCAAGUUAAGCUUGAUAAGUUAAUACUACUAUGCCUGUCAGAGCUGUUUGCCACUCCCAGCUUUUACUGCUGUCAGGAAGUCACUGAUGCCCGCUGCAGUGAUCGCCCUUCACUGAGGAAGCAGCAGUCGUUUAUGUUCAGUCCAUCAAAGAGCACUUGGAGCAGAAGACAGACCAUGUGGCUUCAGCAGAGGUUAAAGGGGCUGCCUGGUUUGCUCUCGAGCAGCUGGGCCCGCCGUGUCUUGGUUGGAUUACUGCUCUUCCUCAUUUUCUACUGGUACUUGAGCUCAGAUGGGCUCCUGAGGUUUCUCAGCAUGUCCAGGGAGUCUGGAGGAGCUGCGGGGGUUUGUUUGCAGACUGAUCUUCACAGGUGGGUGUCGUUGGUGGACCGAGGGGAGGGAGUGGUUCUCACCCCCCAGACCAAAGAAACCGUCCCGUUUGUGGUCGGUAAUGGACAUUUUCUGGUGGAUGUGGACUCUAACAAACUCUGGGUAGCUUCAUCUUCACAGCCUGGCUCCGCACCGGUUCACCAAACAGACUAUGGACCGAUUGUGCGAUUGCAGUUGCCGGGAUCGCACUCAGAAGCCCGGGGAAUGAUGCUGUGGUACAGAAAAGGCUCUGUUCUGUCCUCCCGGUGCAUCCUGACAGCGUCUUCUCACGACUGCGUCAUCAUACGAGAGGAGUUUGUUGCGCAUCGCAGUCGACCCAAUGUUUAUCUUCAGAGGAUUCACAUAUCAAACCCUACAGACCGUCCGCUUUCGGUUGACCUGGCCACGGAGUCUCUGUCGUUUAGGAGCACCGUGGAGAAGAUGGAGGAAAAGGAGCUUGUGCUCUCCUCAGGCCGGGUGCUCACGGAAAAGAAGGACACUGUGUUGGUGGUGGUGGCCACAAAGAAGCUGAGCACCAAGAUCCAGGUUCCUGCCAAAUCUGAAUACUCAGAAAACCUGGUGAGCGUGAUUCACACCUCGGAGCCCACCGAGGGCGGGAAACUGGACGAGACCCUUGGCAAACUGAGAGAAGGAGUCAAGAGAGAGAUGGUGGAUGUCCUCCGAGCCAAUGUGGAAGAAUUGAUGCAAGAGCACCAGCAAGCAUGGGUGGAUCUCUUCAUAUCUGGUGUGGAAAUCAGAAAGAUCACAGACGCCCAUACUCCGUCCAGUCGCACAGUCAACAACACGCUCUACUAUAUUCUGUCGACCUCCACAGCGCCCCUCCUGGAUCAGAGUCUCACAGCAGAAGAGCACGAACGCCUGGAGUCCAGUCUGAACUACGCCGACCACUGCUUCAGCGGCCACGCCACCAUGCACGCCGAGAACCUGUGGCCGGAGCGCCUGACCAACGUGGCUCAGAUCCUGCAGCUGGUGAAUCUCUGGAACCUGACCUUCCAGAAAAGAGGAUGCAAGGUCCUCGUGGCGGCAGGCACUCACGGUAUGAUGCAAGGCAUGGUCCUGAGUUUCGGCGGUCUGCAGUUCACCGAAAACCACCUUCAGUUCCAAGCCGACCCGGAUGUUCUUCACAACAGCUACUCUUUGAGGGGCAUCCAUUACAAUAAAGACCUUAUCAACCUGGCCGUGCUGCAGGAUGCUGAGGGUAAGCCCUUCCUGCACGUGUCCGUCAAGCCUCAGGAGAAACCCGUGAAGCUGUACGCCUGUGAGGCCGGCUGCAUGAACGAGCCCGUGGAGCUGACCUCGGAGCUGCGAGGCCACACGUUUCCGGUGAUGGUGACCCAGCCCAUCACGCCUCUGCUGUACAUCUCCACUGAUCUCACUCACCUGCAAGACCUGAGACACACGAUCCACGUCAAGGCCAUCUUGGCUCACGAGGACCACAUGGCCAAGCAGUACCCAGGCCUGCCCUUCCUCUUCUGGUUCAGUGUGGCGUCCCUCAUCACGCUUUUCCACCUCUUCCUCUUCAAACUCAUCUACAAUGAAUACUGCGGGCCUGGAGCCAAGCCGCUCUUCAGGAGUAAGGAUGAUGUUACUGUCUGAAGCCUAAUCCAGAGUGCAGAGACAUUAAAUAUGGCUCUAUCUCUGGAUGUCCUCUCAGGAUUGAUUUUAAUCACUGGAGACAUACCAAUGUAUUUAAUACAUGUUUUCCAUUUUGCUGUGUGAAUUUAAUUAUGAACGUUAUCUGAAUUAACUUUAUCUGAUUUUGGUUGAGGAUUAUGUAAGUUAAAAUAUGAAGACUCUUUAAAGGUGCCCCGUUUAUGUGCAAAUUGGUGAUAAAAUAUCAACAAUUACAAAGGAUCCAAACAAGACCUGUAUUAAUUUAUUAUUUUAGCUUAUAAACGAGCAUAAUAAUACAAUCUUAAUAGAAACAAAAUCAAAUAUGCAGCUCCUAAGCACUGAUUUUAUGUGAAUGAAAAAAAAUCUUAUAAAAUCGCAAUGAAAUGGAAGUAGCGACAGAGCUUGUGACGGACAUCUGAGUGUAACAGAUUAUUGAGAACAAAAAAACAAUGUAAGGCGUGAAUUGGUGAUUGGGUAUAAAUGAGUGGAGAAGUCUGGCAGAAGUCACCUUAUUUUUACUGCAAGAAUGAGUUGUGACAUUUUGAUUAUGAGGUCCAAAAAAAAAAAAAUCAAAGAUACAUGGAUGAUGGAAAAAAAAGCUGUAUGAGAGAACUUCAAAUGGAGGAACACAUGUAAUGUUUUCAUUUCCAUGGGAAUAUGUAACUUUGAUUGAAAAAAAACUAUAGCUUUCAAAAAAUUGAUUUGACGCCAAUAUGUAAAAGUGCUGAUUGUACACAGGUUGUAAAAAAGGUUAUUUUCCAAUGAUUACAAAAGUGCACAGACAUUGUAAAGGUUGUAGGAGUCAACCGUUUUUAUACUCUAGGGUUGCUGGAGCUCCAGAUAAGAUUUUACAUGCAAAAGAAAAAAAAAAAAUUAUUUCUCGAAGACAGUUAGCACAGGUGUGAUGUAGUAAG
Molecule: messenger RNA, 3327 nt
Organism: Sinocyclocheilus anshuiensis
Lineage: Eukaryota; Metazoa; Chordata; Actinopteri; Cypriniformes; Cyprinidae
Exons: 3
Coding region: 545-2395 (616 amino acids)
Source: RefSeq, a predicted model, not a curated record